AUCAGGAGGCGGGGCUCACCCAAUCCUUGCUUUGGACAAGAGACGCUAACUGCACUCGCUAGUGUCAAAAUGAUGUAGGCGGCCAGCGCGUUCGGUUUUUGUUUAAUCACAUUUGACAUAGCCAGGUUAGCACGCCGAUGCGCACAUGGCAGCUAUUUGGUCCUUGCGGUUCGGUUUUUUCCUAACAUAGACAAAGGAUUUCAUUGAGUUUUUCACCGUCUUUUUGCGAGGCCCUCACAUGUUCUGCCAGAAGAAGACUCGGACCUAAAACACCAGAAGGCCUGUCACUUGGGAUGAAUCUUCCUUUAAUAACUGGUUGAAAUGCCUUGACCAAACCGCCACCGUAUAAUGGCAGGAUUAGUCUCCCUUGUGGAUUUGGUGGCAGUGGUCAAGACCCGCAUGGGCAACCGUGCUCCCGGCACAGUGGUUCUGGGGGUGACCCUGUUGAUAAACGUGAUAGCCGCAGAAUCACCUGUUGCAGAUGAGUCUCUCUUGGGAUCAACACACCGUGCCAUGGGAUUUCUUAGAAAUGUUUUGAGUCCAACAAGGCCAUCAAUAUCACCCUCGCCAACCUUUAUUGCUACCCCCUUUGAGAACCAAGACACACAUGGCACUCAACCAUCCAUUACACAACCCCCCCAUGAAUCCGUCAAACAAAGUGACCUCAAUGUGAAAGUCUCACAGCGUCUUUAUACUCCAUCAUUACGUCCAUCUCAACUUGUUUUAGGAUCUUUUACACAAACAGAGGAAUACAAACAUUCCAUAGACUGGAAGGUUGCUCAGAUUAAUUCUCCUGAACAAACAUUUCUCCUCUUGCAAACUCCUUCAGUAUCUCAGAUGCAAACUCAGUUAAAUACAUCAAAGCCUUCUGUUUUUCAAAGGCCAACAGUGCCACAGGUUAGUUCAACAAAAGAAGUAGUUCAAGAUAUUGGAAGCAGUGAGAUGGAAAAAAAAAUUCCAACAGUGACCUCCCUGUCUGACAAAGGUACUGACCCACUAAAUUUCAGUGAUAAUCCAUUAGACGAAUCUUACAUUUUAGAUCAAGUCUUACUCGACCCUAGAAAUGGUCCAAGUACAAUUCCCUAUGAGAACCAGCUGCGCCCAAGUGAUUCCCUCAUGCCAGAGAAUAACCUAUUAAACAUUUUCCCCAAUCCACAUGAAAUUUUAUCCCCAAGCUACCAUGUGCCUUUCAUCGGCCCUCACCUUACAUUAGCUUCAUAUGAACCAACAGAGGCUCCACCAGAGGAUUUCUACCCCAAAAAUACCAUAGACUUUGACUGGGGGAGUGGAGAUUAUUUGGAGACAAUCGCAUUCUUAAAUCCAGAAGAAGAGGGCUACUCUCUGGUCACGAAGGUUCCCGACACAUACGAUGAAGAGGACUAUAGAGAGCAUUACAAUACAGCCUUUCCCUCACGGGUAGUCACAUCCCUUUCUUCAUUGCAUCAUCUUCAUAUAUUGCCAUCUUCAAGCCUGACAAUAGUGUUUGCAACACAUUUACCUCACAAAUCAAUGAAUCCCUCUUCUCUUACCCCAGUUCACUCGACAAUAGAUCACACACUGGACCUUACUCCCACAAUUACCAGUGAACUGGUAGAAGCAUCAGAGAGUAUAGAUUGGCCAGAUAAUUAUAGCAUUCAACCAACCGAUGUCCUGUUACCUGACAUGAACAGCUUGGAGUACUACACCACACAACUGACGAAGGAGAACUCUGGUACAGGCAGUGAAACUGAACAAAGAUCCAAUGUCACGGUGAUCUCCAUCAGUUCUUCCGACAUCAUGCCCACCAGCAGCAUCACCAAGAAUUUAAAAGUGACAGAGUAUGACUCCGAUAAUGAUUUGUCAGGCGUUGAGCCUCACGGUGAAGCAACUAUUACAAGAGCAGCAGAGAGUUUCAAUAGCUCAAAGACUUUUCUGGACCAUUCCGUAGUCACAACACCCUAUCUUGACCCUUCUUCCUCCAUCUGGGCCACUCUUGUGUCAACCACAGAUUGGUCUGCAGGUACUCAAACUGUUGGCCUGCACAGCUCUGUAGUUGUAUUACCCAGCCAUACAGAUUUUUUGCCAGAUAUAAUGGCUUCCUUCUCUCUAACGGAUGUCCAAUGGUUUGUCACAGAGGUCCUCCCAAUAAAUACUACCAUACACCCUACUUCAGUUGACAUUGCAACAACAGCAUUCUCCUCUGGCCCUACUGAUCAUCUUAGUGCUACAACUGAACAAGCAUUCAAUAUCACCUCAAUCUCAUCCACUGGUACUUUGCCACCCCCUAUAAUGUUGGGUGACCAGGGAGUGACGAAAGAUGACUUUGACAACACAGCCACUAUGACCUUGAUCCCAACCAACAGUAGAGCUGAUGCCAUUACACCCACAACUGGAUCUCCAAAUCCCAAGACAAAUUCUCAUCAACCUGCCGUUACCCCUGUCAUGGGUGGUGAGUGGCAGACUACUUCUCAGAAAUCCAGACAGUACCUCUGCAACCUUGAAAAUCCCAAGUAUUUAAUUAAAAUAGGUAUGCCCUCUGGGGCCAAAGUUGGAUAUGCCAAAUCUCAAGUCGGAGAGAUCCUGAAACGAGAAUUCAACAAAUCGGUUGAGUUACAGGUUAUAGAGCCACCACCCAAGUUUGUAUUUCGGGUUGUAUCUGAUCCUGUUGUGUACACGGCCAUGUCGGUCAUCAACGCCCUACAAAGUUCAGGACAUCGCUUCCUGUUUGUAUCACCCCACUGGAUGAUACCUGACAAUAAGUACCAAGUUCACACAGUGCUGCAGUUUGUUCCCGGUCACAUUGAUGUACGGUUUUGCAACUUCAGUGAGAGCAUUGAGCGAGGUUUGACCAUGGCCUUUGCAGAAGUACGUCAGGGCUCAAACACAUCAACCAAUUUUACAGUGCAUAUUAUCAACAUUACCAUGGCUGUUCCUAAAAAUGAGCAACGACUGGGGAGGUAUCCAGUGGACAUCACCUUUACUGUGCGCAGCCCUCAGGGUUAUCUCAUGGGCUCAGAGGUCAGCAUUGUUCUUAUGAAGCUCACCAAGGUGGAAUUUAGCUAUUACAUGGGCUUCCCUGUCAUGCAGAUUGCCGAACCAUUUCAUUAUCCAAAGUUAAACACCAGCCAGUUCCUUCGGUCCUCCUGGGUGAGAACAGUUCUCUUGGGAGUGCUGGACAGUGAACUGGGUCAGAGGACCUUUCAAGCAAAAAUAGAGCGCCGGGUGGCCAUGUUACUCGGGGAGGCCUUGGGAUUAGUCAGACGUGUCAAGAGAGCCACUGAUGUUGGCAACAGCAGCAUUCAGAUUGUGAGCAUGAACCGACCUGUAGGUGUGGACCAUCCUUUGGAAGUUGUGUAUUUUGUGGAACGCCCUGAUGGCCAGAGGGUACCUGCUGUUGAAAUGGCCAACAUACUCAACAGCUUGGAUGUCCAAAAGGCUGCCAUCAUCUUGGGGUAUCGCUUUGAGGGAAUUUUAGCACAACCUGUAGAGGAGAUCCCAUCGUCGCCUUCUGACACUCAGAACCCCAACAUGUGGAUCAUCAUCGGAGUGGUUAUUCCUCUCCUGGUGGUCAUUAUCAUCAUUGCCAUCCUGUACUGGAAAUUGUGUCGCACAGACAAGUUGGAGUUCCAACCAGAUGCUAUGACCUCCAUCCAGCAGAGACAGAAGUCUGCUACCUCACAGACCCCUGUUCACAAGGGACUGCCUCAACAUGAGAGGGGUAUUGAGUUUAGUGAAGAAGAAGAGUGGAGAUAUGAAGAGGAAGAAGGAGAGUAUGAAGAGAAUGAGGAGGAGGAAAUCAAUAUUAAAAGCAGAAAGGGAACGCUUACUCCAAAAAGCAAACCCAGUACAAGCAGUGAGGAGGAGGAGGAGGAGGAAGAAGAGAACAAAGGGGAUGAGCAAGAACAAGAAAUAAAGAAGUUCGAAAAGAAACCGCUAGAAGCAGAAGAGAAAAAUGCACACGAAAACAAGACAACACAAAAGAGAAAAGAGGAGAUGAGGAAAAAACAGAAAAUGACAGUGUUCCCAAAAGGGAGGCGAGACAAACAGGAGUUACAGGCUCCCAGUGUGAAAGGCUUCGACUUUGCUAAGCUGCAUCUUGGCCAGCAGAAUAAAGAUGAUGUCAUGGUGGUCCAGGAAUCUAUCCCGGCGGGGCCCCUGCCCAUCUCAGAUAAGGAAGGCCCCAGUCUUUCCCUGAAUGGGGAUGUCCCCACCCCCAUAUCCAAAAACUCGGCCUCCUCCUCCACCAAGGCAUCCCGCAGCUUCCGAAGACGAGAAAGGAUCUCGCCGUCAGAUGGUGAUUCCGUGGUGAGUGACCGCUCCAGUGGGCGCGAGUCAACUGACGAGAACCUGAGAGCCCAGGCCACACCCAGUGACAGCAAGCAGACGCUUAAGGCCCCCAUCAAUGUUUUAAGUGGUCCUCCUCCUACAAAUGGUCUCAAUGAACAGAUGUCAUCCGCUUCCAUAUUUGAGCACGUUGAUCGCAUGUCACGGGCCACUGAUGUAAGUCGAAGACUCCCCAACAAAGUGCAGCUUAUUGCCAUGCAGCCCAUGACGGUCCCACACCUGAACAGGCACAUUGGCAAAUUGCCUGACACCAACAAAAUCCACAAGGAGAUCCAAGUAGAAAUGAGGCAGAAAUCGGAGACUGAGCAUCAUCGAAACAAGAUCCGCCUGCGUGCCAAGCGGAAGGGCCAUUAUGACUUUCCUGCGAUGGAUGACAUAGACAUUGUGGACAUCAAAGACCAGGAUCACAUUUACCAUAAAGCGCAGAUGCAAAUGGAUAAGAUCUUGGAUCGAAAUGCACAGAUUCCCUCCAUCUUCAAAGAACCCCAAAACAGUACUCGCGGGAAGCACUCUCCCAAACAAAAGAUGAAGCAGCUCCCAAAUGGCAGAAUGACAGAUGCAGACAAAGAUCACCUCAUCACUGAAGAUGCUGAUGCUGUUUAUAGAAAGUGUCCUGGGGUGAACAAUGUAGCCUAUGUGUCUGACCCUGACCAAGUCCCAGGGUUAACGCACAGAAGCCCAUCCCCCACGGAUGAAGUCUUCCUGGGUUCUGCUUCCUCACCUCCUGGACAUGCCCCUCCCCCACCCCCCUACAUACCUCCACAGCCCUCCAUCGAAGAGGCACGACACCAGAUGCAUUCGCUGCUAGAUGACGCCUUUGCCCUUGUGUCGCCCACUUCCCAGGGCAGUUCAGCUGGGGUAACUCUCCCAGGGGUCAAUUUCAAUGCUUCUGACUCCAGUCCUCCAGGCCAUGGCCCCAGACCUUGGGGCUCCUCCUAUCAAGGUCUUGGCCCGCACACUAGUAGAUUCAGCGACCUGAGUGUGUCUCCUCCUCUGGUUCAAGGCUUAAUGUCAAGGCAGGAUCGUGGUCUGAGCUACCUUCCUCCAGGGGAGGCAGGAGGGCCCGGAAACCAGCUCCGGCUCGACAACCUUUAUUCCAACAGAGGCCUCUACUCUGAGGCGCUGCCCACAUCGGCUCGCCCGCGGCCAGUCGGGGGUGGUACAGGCGCCCAACUUCAUCAUCUGACACAGGUGGGCCUGGCUAAUCGAAUGAAUGGUCUUCCUGCCGGGGUCAGGGGCUAUCCAGGACAGAACAACGGCGUCAACUGGAAUAACUACCAUGAGGACAGUUACUGCAGAGCACUACCAGAUAAUAGUGCAAUGGCCAGAAGUGUCCAUAGGGAGCCGUCAGCUCCUCCCACCCACCUGGACACUGGGGCGGGCUACCUGUCAGCCCCACUCUCACUAGAUACGACCCCUCCCACUCAGUCCUCCGCCUCCUUGAUCAAGGCCAUCCGUGAGGAACUUUUACGCCUGUCGCAGAAACAGGGUUACCACAGCUGAGGUAGCUCUGGGCCCAUCUGCUAAUGAGACCAUGCUUCCCGUGGAAGCCCCCCAAGAAGCAAAGCAGAGAGAUAGUCCUGCUAGACGUCAAUAUUAAGGUGGCUAAUUCACGUUUUGGAGAUUAUUAAUUCCACCAGGAGUGUGUUGUGGAGGAAAUCACCUCCAGUUUGUCGCUGUUGGGCAGACUUAAAGAGCAGUAGUAUAUGAGGACCAGGACUCAGACUUUAGAGAUUUAGGUAUUUAGUGUGACUGUGGUCAUGCGGACAUUGUUUAAAGAAGCUGUUAAACUCCAUCUCAUCUGAGCCAUGCUUUGCCUUGACACUAUGACAUUCAUCUUGCUCAUAAUAAGGUCAUCUUUCACAGCCAGCGAAUCAGUCCGGACACAAAAACAGUGUACAAUACAGAUUAUCAACCUAUUGUGCUACAUACUUCUUAGUUUACCUAGCAUAGAAUUAGUCAGAGCUGUUACUUAUGGAACUUUUUUUUGGGACCGUUUUCAUUCAAAUCCUUCAAGUUUUGUACAUUUUAUUAAUAAUGUAUAGAGAAGUAACGCUUUGAAAUGCCUUCAAAUCAUCCUUUUUUCAAUUGUAGAUCACCGGGAAGGAAAAACCCGUAGCUACGUGGCAACCGUGUCAUCUCGUAUGUACUCAAUGCUUGGCCGUAUUUUGCUCCACUGAAUUCAGACUACUUAGUAACGCUCACGUCUAGUGGAUUCAAAAUAAAAGAACAGAAGAAGAAAACAAGAGUUGGAUUGAGGGUGAUGAAGGAUACACCAACCAGUGAUGGGUUACCUAGAUCACCAUCUCAAUUUUAUGCAGUAUUUAAAUUUUUUAAUGUCUUUUUUUCCCACACAGGGUACUGUAUUUAUAAUUCAAAUCAUGUUGCUGUGGGUUUUUUUUAAGGAUUUUUUUUAAAAAUUGACUUUGCCUUGUGUUACAUGCACUAUAAACUCAUUAGAAUACUGUACUGUUUUUUCCCCCUUUUAUGUUAAGAUCACGUGGGACCUGAAGUUGUUUUAUUUAAAUAAAGCAAAAGAACAAAAAAGUUUAUU
Molecule: messenger RNA, 6877 nt
Organism: Syngnathoides biaculeatus (alligator pipefish)
Lineage: Eukaryota; Metazoa; Chordata; Actinopteri; Syngnathiformes; Syngnathidae
Product: UPF0606 protein KIAA1549
Exons: 23
Coding region: 349-5826 (1825 amino acids)
Source: RefSeq, a predicted model, not a curated record